Chelonus insularis is the source of this 1144-nucleotide messenger RNA. RefSeq names its product alpha-tocopherol transfer protein-like. Gene Ontology annotation, molecular function: phosphatidylinositol bisphosphate binding. Gene Ontology annotation, cellular component: membrane. The transcript is spliced from 4 exons. Bases 189 to 1118 code for a protein of 309 amino acids. NCBI's taxonomy places the organism in Eukaryota, Metazoa, Arthropoda, Insecta, Hymenoptera, Braconidae. The record is from RefSeq and is a predicted model, not a curated record.
UCACUAAACCGAUCGCUCUUCUCCUCGCUUGUGGACUUUUGUUAUUGUGAAUGACUUUUUUGUCAUUUUUGUUACUUUUUUGAUAAAUAAUUUUUAUCACUGUGCAGCUUUACGGAUUCUACAUCAUCCUUUAUUAUACUUUAUUUAUUAAUAUUUUUCACUUUAAUUGUUUCUGAAAAAAAAUCACCAUGACCAAGAUGCUUUUAAUUCAGCCGACAGAGGAGAUGUCUAAACUCAUUCGAGUUGAACUAAAUGAAAACGUUGAAACUAGAGACAAAGAUUUGGAGCAUAUUAAAGAAUGGUUGAAAAAACAGCCUCAUCUCCCGGAUUCAUUUGAUGACUUAAGGCUAAUGACCUUCCUUAGAGGUUCCAAAUUUUCUCUUGAGAAGUGUAAAAAGAAGCUAGACAUGUAUUUCACAAUGAGAGGAGCCGCGCCUGAGUUCUUCAGCAACCGGGAUGUCACAAGGCCUGAGACACGAGAUGUUCUUGAUUUAAUAUAUAUUCCUCCAUUGCCUGGAUUAACCAAAAAUGGUCGACGAGUCGUAGUAAUGAAAGGAAAAGAUAAGGACAUCCCAACACCAAAUGUUGCCGAAGCAAUGAAGUUGGUAAUGAUGAUCGGCGACAUUAGACUCAAAGAAGAACUAAUAGGUGUAGCUGGAGAUGUUUACAUUCUUGAUGCAUCAGUAGCAACGCCAGCUCACUUUGCUAAAUUCACUCCAAACUUAGUUAAGAAAUUUCUCAUUUGCGUUCAAGAAGCCUAUCCAGUAAAGCUUAAAGAGAUCCACGUAGUUAAUGUCAGUCCUUUGGUCGACUCAAUCGUCAACUUUGUCAAGCCUUUCCUAAAGGAAAAGAUCCGCAAUCGUAUUUUCAUGCACAGCGAUAUUACAACUCUUUAUGACUAUAUACCGAGAGAAAUAUUACCAGCUGAAUAUGGAGGUGAUGCUGGACCAAUUCAGGACAUCAAUAACACAUGGAUCAAAAAGCUAGAAGAUUACGGACCAUGGUUUAAAGAACAAGAAGCUCUGAAGUCCAACGAAGCUUUAAGACCAGGAAGACCUAAAACUCAAGAUGACUUGUUUGGUAUUGAAGGAUCAUUCAGACAAUUAUCUUUCGAUUAGAUUUUUUUUCUUUAUUUAAAUCAUUC